Molecule: messenger RNA, 1535 nt
Organism: Chironomus riparius
Lineage: Eukaryota; Metazoa; Arthropoda; Insecta; Diptera; Chironomidae
Source: the annotation of a GenBank genome assembly
GUUUAAGUCAGCUGUUUGAUAAGAGAUUUGCUCGAAUUUUAGUUCCAUUUUCGUUAAUUUUUUCUUCGUUUGACUUUAUUUCAUUGACCAUGUUAAGCAGGAAUUUAUGUACAGCAUUGCGGCGCUUAAGAAUCACGCCAGCACGAUUCUGUACGUCAGUGGCUGCUCCAGAUCAAGGAAAUUCUGGAUGUGAUCCAUUGUAUGCAGGCAUUCGAGCAACACAAUUUGUGACCAAACCAGCUCUUAUCACUCCAGAAGACUAUGCCCCGAUUCCAGUUUAUCGAGUAAUUGAUUCCGAUGGUAAUGUUCUGGACAGCACACAAGAGCCAAAUUUGAGCAAAGAAACUUUACAAAAAUGCUUCCGAGAUAUGGUCACAGUCAAUGCUUUAGAUAAAAUCAUGUAUGAGAGUCAGCGUCAAGGACGAAUUUCCUUCUAUAUGACUAAUUUUGGGGAAGAAGCUUCACAUAUUGGAUCAGCAAGUGCAUUAUCAAGUGAAGACUUGGUAUGGGCUCAAUAUAGAGAGGCAGGUGUUCUAUUAUGGCGUGGAUGGACAUUAUCGCAAUUCAUUGACCAACUUUAUGGCAAUUGUGAUGAUGAAGGACGUGGAAAACAAAUGCCAUGCCAUUAUGGAAGCAAGAAAUUAAAUUUCGUGACAAUUUCAAGUACAUUAGCUACACAAAUUCCUCAAGCUGUUGGAAGUGCUUAUGUCCUUAAGAGGAAGCCUGAUAAUGAUCGAGUUGUUGUCGUUUACUUUGGUGACGGUGCUGCAAGUGAAGGAGAUUUCCAUGCAGCAUUGAAUUUUGCUGCAACAUUGGAAUGUCCAGUAAUCUUCUUUGUCCGAAAUAAUGGAUAUGCUAUAUCGACUCCAGUUCGAGAACAAUAUCGUGGUGAUGGAAUUGCAAGUCGAGGAACUGGAUAUGGAAUGGCUGUUCUCAGAGUCGAUGGAACUGAUAUGCUUGCCGUCCAUAAUGGAACAAAGAUGGCUAGAGAGUAUUGUUUGAAAAAUAAUAAGCCAAUCAUACUGGAAUCGAUGCAAUAUCGUUUAAGUCAUCAUUCAACAUCGGACGAUAGUUCAGCAUAUAGACCGACUGAAGAAUUAGAAAUGUGGAAUACUACCGAGAAUCCAAUUAAUAAGCUCAAAAAUUACAUGCUCAAAAAAGGAUGGUUCAAUGAAGACGAAGAAAAUGAGUUUAUCAAGUCCAUUCGCAAGCAGAUUAUGGCUCAAAAUCAAUUAUCAGAAAAGAAACAAAAGCCAGACUGGCGUGAAAUGUUUUAUGAUGUUUAUGAUGAUCUCCCAUUGAAUUUAAGGAAGCAACUGAAGGAAAUGGAAGAUCAUGUUGCUAGACACAAGGAGCAAUACCCUCUCAAAAACUUUAAAUCUUAAAAAAGGUUUCUUCCAAUUUUUAAUACAAAUUGUGCCUUUUAAAGGAACGGAUGCAUUUAUCUUAAAAAGAAUUUAUUAUAUUUUUAUGUAAAGGUUUUACUGGUAUGAUCGAAAAAGGAAUUAAUAAAAUGAUAUUAAGUAAAUUUCCAA